Molecule: messenger RNA, 264 nt
Organism: Miscanthus lutarioriparius
Lineage: Eukaryota; Viridiplantae; Streptophyta; Magnoliopsida; Poales; Poaceae
Source: the annotation of a GenBank genome assembly
AUGGGUUCUUGGGUGCGCACCAUCACGUCGCCCUUCAGGAAGAUGCUCAACCCGCAGCGGGACGGCAAGAAGACGCCGCGCCAUCGCCGCCGCCACCACCACCACCACCAAUCUCCUUCUCCUUCUUCAUCAGCCAUGGAGCACAGCGGCGAGAUGGAGAGGUCGCAGCUCUACGGCGAGGUGAUGGCGUGCACGUACGAGGACGUGCAGGUCAUGUGGUCCAUUCUCGACAAGGCCAGGAUCUGCAGCGGCGCCGCCUCGUGA